AUGAAGGCAAUGCUUCUGACUGCUGCUCUUCUUGUGUUGGUCUCUGUGCCCUGGGUGAAGGCAGUGUGGCUGGGAAGACUGGACCCUAAGCAGCUCCUCGGGCCCUGGUACAUCCUGGCUGCGGCCUCACGUGCAAAGAACUUCAUGGUGGAGAAGGACAUGAAGAACGUGGAAGGGGUCAUGGUGUCUCUUACUUCAGAUAACAAACUGAGAGUUCAGUCCUCCCGGCACGGGCCAGAUGGGUGUAGCCAGAGCACCGUGGAGCUGCUGAAGCAAGGUUCCCGAUGGGUGUUUGAAAAUCCCUCUCUGGGUGUACUGGAUUAUCGGGUACUGGGCACAAACUUCAAGGACUACGCUGUUAUCUUCACACAGCUGGAAUUUGGGGAUGAGGCCUUCAACACAGUGGAGUUGUAUAGUCGGACAGAGAUGGCCAGCCGCGAGGCCAUGCAGCUGUUCACCAAAUGGAGCCAGGGCCUGGGCUUCUUGUCCCAACAGCAGGCCCAGCUGCAGAAGGACCUCAGGUUGUAUGGACAGCCUCUGCAGAGGCUGUGGCAGGGUCCUGGGAACUUCUACAACCCCAUUUUCACAACUGGCUUGGUUCUUCUUCAGUCACUUGUGCAAAGAAGAUCCUCCAGUGAGUGCCCCACCCUGGAGAUAAGCACCACAGCAUCCUGGCGUCCUGGCGUCCUGGUGUCCUGGUGGCGGUGGGCAGGAGGUGUCUGCUCGGUGGCUGGUGUAUGGCUGCGGGCCUUCAGUGGUGAGGGAUAUGAGGACCAGCCUCCUCCAUAG
Molecule: messenger RNA, 789 nt
Organism: Psammomys obesus (fat sand rat)
Lineage: Eukaryota; Metazoa; Chordata; Mammalia; Rodentia; Muridae
Gene: Lcn6
Product: lipocalin 6
Molecular function (GO): small molecule binding
Source: RefSeq, a predicted model, not a curated record